AUGCCUGCCUUUCCCCUCCUUCGCCUUCCUCGAUUGGUCUUGUUCGAUGUAUUCAAAUCAUUGAAUAUCGGUGAGAAAAUCAAGCUCUCCAUCUGCUCGAAGAAACUCUCCACUCAAAUCAAUAAUGCUCGUUUGUAUUCUCAAAAAGUUAUAGUCGAUCUGGACUGCAUAAACUACAAAAUCAGUGUUCACUCUGAAAAUAAGAAAGAUUCAUUUGAAAUCUCCAUUUAUUCAGACUCAUGGAGAAGUCACAAUUCAAAUGAUCAACAAUUUUCAAUCGCAUGUUGUACUGUAAAAGUUGUUUCUAUUCCAACAAGAAUCAAAACAUUCUGGAAGAAUUAUCGAGAAGGAUAUCUAUCUGCUAUUCAACAUCUAUUGAAGAUGUUUCAUUGCAAGAUUUCAACUGAUAUUGGUUUAUAUAAUAGUGAUUUAUAUCAACCAACAAUUGCAAUGUUGUUUGAUCUACAACAGGAAUUUAAGACGCUCACUAUCAUGCUGCAUAGAUUAGAAAAUCGAGAAUUGUUGUGGAACCAGAUAUCCAGUAAUUUGGAAUUGGUGGAGGAUCUAAAUAUCUCAACUACUGUUAACGCUGGUUUCAAACCAGUUUUCACUUCAUGGCCACAAAAAAUUUAUAUCAUGGAUUCCUAUUGGUUCACUCUGGAAUCUCUUUUGGCGUGCACUUGCACUACAAUUACACUCGAGGAGUCUCGUUUAGGAAACAAGGAUUUGGAUGUGAUUCUUAGAAAUUGGAAGGUCGGAGGAUUUCCGAAUCUAGAAUAUCUGAAGAUCCAUGGUGAAAGUAUUACGAAUAAUAGAACGAAGAUUUUGGGAAUGAAUUUGGAAGAAUUAAACGGGUCGGGUAUCCAAACUGAUGAUGGAUCAAAGAAGGCAAUUAUCAUCACUGAUUACGGUAGUAUUGAAAUGUCUGUGAUUUCAUUUGGUAAUCCGAGGCAUACACUGCGAGGUAUCUAUUUUACAAUUAGAAUUUACUAG
Caenorhabditis remanei is the source of this 993-nucleotide messenger RNA. RefSeq lists its product as uncharacterized. Gene Ontology annotation, molecular function: protein binding. Gene Ontology annotation, biological process: embryo development. The transcript has 2 exons. NCBI's taxonomy places the organism in Eukaryota, Metazoa, Nematoda, Chromadorea, Rhabditida, Rhabditidae. The coding region runs from base 1 to 993 and encodes 330 amino acids. The record is from RefSeq and is a predicted model, not a curated record.